Oncorhynchus keta (chum salmon) is the source of this 5531-nucleotide messenger RNA. RefSeq names its product transmembrane protein 260 (gene tmem260). The coding region runs from base 172 to 2238 and encodes 688 amino acids. The record is from RefSeq and is a predicted model, not a curated record. The transcript is spliced from 17 exons. NCBI's taxonomy places the organism in Eukaryota, Metazoa, Chordata, Actinopteri, Salmoniformes, Salmonidae.
AGUUCCCUCUGGUUGUCCCCCUGUCCCUUGGAGAAUGCUGCUGAUGGGCAGACCAGGAAGUGAAAUCAGCAGUGACUAUUGUAAUUUGAACUUUAUACGGAAUAACCUGUUGUGGACCAUGCAAGUAUUUUUGGAAGCUAGCUAUUGAUUUGUUUCUUACACUAACUAGCCAUGGUGGUGGAGCAGAGAAGCUGGGUGCUGACUGGCGCCACUGUCGCCUUUGUCGCAGCGCUUUACCUGCCCUGCACACAGAAGGCUGUCCCCGGUGGAGACUCAGGAGAGCUGAUCACCGCUGCUUGUGAGCUGGGGGUGGCUCACCCCCCGGGAUACCCAGUCUUCACCCUCUUAGCCUGGCUGGCUCUGUCCCUGCUGCCCUAUCUCUCCCUCUCCGUGUCUCCGGCCCACAGUGUCAACCUGCUGAGCAGCUUGCUGGGGGCCGGGGCCAGCGGGGCCCUCUGCUUCACUGUCUGCAGACUGGCAGGCCCAGGGCCGGGUGCGGUGCUGGCUGGUGGGGUGUUUGCUGUGUCCAGGCUCAGCUGGCAGUGGUCGGUGGUGGCUGAGGUCUUCUCCCUCAACAACCUCUUUGUUGGGCUCCUCUUCUCCCUGACUACCAGCUUCCACUGUGCUGACAGUGCCCCCCAGAGGAGGAAGGUUUCCCAUUGGGGGGCGCUGUGCUGUGGCCUGGGUCUGUGUAACCAGCACACUCUGGUGUUGUACGUGGUGGUCAUCAUUCCCUGGGUCCUGCUCCAACUCUACUCUCACAGAGAGCUGUCUGUCUGUGGGCUGAUGUCUCUGGGACUGUGUUUCCUGGGGGGUCUACUGCCCUACGUCUACCUGCCUAUCUCCUCCUACCUGAACACAGCUCGCUGGAGCUGGGGAGACCAGACUUCCCCCUCAGGCUUCUUUACUCACCUACUGAGGACUGAAUACGGCACCUUCAGCCUGGCCAAGACAGAAGGUACCGGGAACCUCACCAUGAUGCUAAAGGCUCAGCUGGACCACUGUAUGGCUGACCUGUCCCUCCCUGUGCUGUUCCUGGCUGGACUGGGCAUGUUCCUCAUCUCCUGGGACAGGAGACGCCUUGUUGUUCCCUGGCUACUGACGGCCAUGCUGCUACUCUACUCCCUGUUCUUUGCCUGGAGAGCCAACCUGGACAUCAGCAGACCCCUACUGCUGGGAGUGGUGGAGCGGUUCUGGCUUCAGAGCGAUGCUGUGGUGUGUGUGCUGGCUGGGCUGGGCCUGAGUUGGACACACACAGGCCUGGAGAGGAGGCUAGGCCAUGGGGGUCUGUGGAGGGCCGGAGGCUGGCUCUUCACCGUAGGUGUCCUGGCACACAUGGUGCACUCCAACCAUCGGGAGUGUGAUCAGAGCAUUAACAGUGUUGUGGAGCGGUUCGGCAGGGAGCUUCUGGCCUCUGUUCCUCCAGACUCUAUCAUCCUGACCCGGGGAGACCUCCCAGGGAACUCCCUGCGCUACCUCCACUACUGCCAGGGGGUCCGGCCUGACGUACACCUCGUUGACCAGGAGAUGAUGACGUACAGCUGGUAUGUGGCCAAGCUGGGCCAGCAUCACCCUGGGGUUCAUUUCCCUGGGCUCUGGUGGGACCCGGUCCACACUGAGGAGAAGGACACCUUCAGUCUGGAGCAGUUCCUCUCUCACAACACACGGGGGGCCGUGCUGGCCUGCAUCGGGCUGCCUAACGGGGACCCCAGCUGGGAGAGGAGCUUCUCUCGCUGGCCCCUAGGCGUGUGUGACCACCUGGUGCCUGCCCAGGAGCACUUCCACCCAGAAGAGUGGGCCCGUCACACCCGCUACAUCUAUAACUGGACCGAGCCACACAACAGUUUCCACCCAGGGUCCUGGGAGAGGGUGGCUAAUGAGGAGAUGUGGCAGGCCAGGAUGAAGACGGCUUUCUUUCUGUUUGACCUGGCUGAGAGGAUCCAGGGAGAGGGGAAAGCUCGCCUGUUUGAGCUCUCCUACACUCUGUAUAAGGAGAUCGUGGAGAGCCAUACAGACUACCCUCCCAACUGGGAUAAAAACCUGGCCCUGGCCAGCGAGAGGCUCCUGCGUUCAGGGAAGCACGGCCACAGCCCUGACAGCCUGCUGACCUGCAGCAUCCAGCACUUCAGCCUGUACCUGGACAAGGAGCCCACGGACUCCCAGGCCCCCGCCAUCCACACCGCCGUCUCCCACCUGCUGCAGGAGAGGACCAGGCUCCGGCAGAAACACACCCCGUGAGGGAGGGGAGUGUCAGAUAGAGCAGGCAUACAGGAAGUACUGCAGGACACCAUGGAGACUGAGGAGGAGAGGUCCUCUCAAUGAGUGUGGCAGCCAGGGGAUGUUGAAUAACCUACAGGCUGCGUCUGGUGCUCUAACUUCUCUGGUGGUUGGGAUGAAGGGUUUUCUCAGGGGUUGAACACGCCCAGUACAGUGGAGAGUAGACAGUCAUCAUGGACAAAUAUAUGUAUGAUGCCCUGGAAAAUUCUGUGAUGAAGUAGGGCAGGAAAAACAUCCCUUGUCAAAGAAUUGGCUACAACAUGGGACCUAAUAUGGAGGUAGUGCUGGUGAUGGGGUUCUCUGUGAUGAGGUGGGGGUUGUCCAGACAAACAGGAACCAGGCUGCACCUCACACUGCAGAAAUGUUUUCCACUGGCGACAUUACAUGACUUUUGCAGCCUGGAUUGAACCCAAUCAAGCUGUUCAAGUCUCCCACACAUACACACUUUUAUUUACUAUUUCCCUGUCUCAUUUUUCUGUCUCUCUCUCUCUGCAUCUCUUUCUCUCAAACAGCUUUUAACGUUAUGAUUAUGUGGCCGUGGCCACCUGCUGAUUUAGUUAUCUUUUUCUCCCAUUAGGUGGCAGGGCUGAGAUUGAGGGAAACCCAAUUUGGGUGCAGAAAUGGGGGAUUAGAGCAGGCUCUUAAUCCGUGACAGAUUUGUGCAUUGCCACGCUGUCCUGGGCUCUGGUCUCUUAGCGUGACCCUGGCUCCCAGUCGCCAUCCCUGCCCACCGACUAUCCAUCCAUCUGAGUUGGUCCUUUAAAAACGAAUGGAUUCAAUUAGCUUUUUUUUCUCCCUUUGACGACAGAGCUAUAAUCCCUCAUAGAUUUAAAUUAAAUAUGAAAUGUUACAAUGCCAGGGACCCUUUUAGAGGUGUGUGUGUGUGUGUGUGUGUGUGUGUGUGUGUGUGUGUGUGUGUGUGUGUGUGUGUGUGUGUGUGUGUGUGUGUGUGUGUGUGUGUGUGUGUGUGUGUGUGUGUGUGUGUGUGUGUGUGUGUGUGUGUGUGUGCGCGCGCACGCCCCCCAGUGAUACGCAGAGAGGAAAAACACACACACACCGAGCAGUGGAGCGCUUUCAUUUCCAGAGAGACAUUCCGUCACGCAGACAUCGAGUCACAACCACAGUCACGCAGACACUCAGAGACGUUGCAUCCAGACAUGCAAAGGUCCCCAGCAGCACGACCCACACUCCUGGAUAGAUGGACUCAGUCACUUGAGGCUGGUCUGAGAGACAUGGUGUUUCAGUACACUUAAUUACAUCUUUGACUGCUUUCCCUUUCAUUCCUUCUCAUUCCUUCUCCCCUCUGUUCUCGCAUAGACUUUCUACCUAAUUUACCGUAAACAUUCUCAGUCUGUGAACAUGCCAUUUCACUCUUUUGGGGCUGGUUUGAUAUUUGAUGUUUGAUAUUUGGGCACCACUGAUUUCUAUGAGACCUGGUACACAGCCACUCCUGUGUCCUGUUCUGUCAUCUGCUCUCAUUGUACUUUUAAUGGCAUGGAGAGAGAGGGCAGAGCACUAGAAGUGCUGCUCCGGGUCCUCUCAGAAAACAACCUGCCCUCUGCUCUGUCCACGGGGCUGGCUGAUGAGAACGGGCCUAGGACAGAUGGUACAUCUCUCUCUCUCAGAACAAAAAUAUUUUUCUGUUCUCCAAAGAUUAAAAUACUCUAAGAAAGAUUUUUUCCACUUUAAACAUUCUCAGAGCUUUACUUUACUGUUUCUACUGUGUUAGUAAUUUUUUUCUAUGAGACAUUUUAUUUCUGGUGUAAGUAUAUUUACUGAUUUAUACAAAUAUAUACAAAUCAGUAUUAAAAGGAGAUGCAAAAAAAUUACCAAAGACCUAUUUGAAGCUGUUUAAAUCUGCCAUUAUAUUUCUUGUGUUUUUAUCCCUCUUUGCCACCUUUCUGUGUCGUUAACCUUUUCUCAUCUCACAUCCUCGGUUCUGCUUUAUUCCCUCUGUCCUUGUUUGUCUCCCUCCCUCUCUAACACCACUCUAUCCUCGUUUCUGUCUCCCUCCCUCUCUAACACCCCUCUGUCCUCGUUUCUGUCUCCCUCCCUCUCUAACACCCCUCUAUCCUCGUUUCUGUCUCCCUCCCUCUCUAACACCACUCUAUCCUCGUUUCUGUCUCCCUCCCUCUCUAACACCACUCUAUCCUCGUUUCUGUCUCCCUCCCUCUCUAACACCCCUCUAUCCUCGUUUCUGUCUCCCUCCCUCUCUAACACCACUCUAUCCUCGUUUCUGUCUCCCUCCCUCUCUAACACCACUCUAUCCUCGUUUCUGUCUCCCUCCCUCUCUAACACCCCUCUAUCCUCGUUUCUGUCUCCCUCCCUCUCUAACACCACUCUAUCCUCGUUUCUGUCUCCCUCCCUCUCUAACACCCCUCUAUCCUCGUUUCUGUCUCCCUCCCUCUCAACACCCCUCUAUCCUCGUUUCUGUCUCCCUCCCUCUCUAACACCCCUCUAUCCUCGUUUCUGUCUCCCUCCCUCUCUAACACCCCUCUAUCCUCGUUUCUGUCUCCCUCCCUCUCGAAACACCCCUCUAUCCUCGUUUCUGUCUCCCUCCCUCUCUAACACCCCUCAGUCCUUGUUUGUCUCCCUCCCUCUCUAACACCCCUCUGUCCUUGUUUGUCUCCCUCCCUCUCUAACACCCCUCUAUCCUCGUUUCUGUCUCCCUCCCUCUCUAACACCCCUCUAUCCUCGUUUCUGUCUCCCUCCCUCUCUAACACCCCUCUGUCCUCGUUUCUGUCUCCCUCCCUCUCUAACACCCCUCUGUCCUCGUUUCUGUCUCCCUCCCUCUCUAACACCCCUCUGUCCUCGUUUCGGUCUCCCUCCCUCUCUAACACCCCUCUGUCCUCGUUUCUGUCUCCCUCCCUCUCUAACACCCCUCUGUCCUCGUUUCGGUCUCCCUCCCUCUCUAACACCCCUCUGUCCUUGUUUCUGUCUCCCUCCCUCUCUAACACCCCUCUGUCCUCGUUUCUGUCUCCCUCCCUCUCUAACACCCCUCUGUCCUUGUUUCGGUCUCCCUCCCUCUCUAACACCCUUCUCUCCUCGUUUCUGUCUCCCUCCCUCUCUAACACCCCUCUGUCCCCCUCUCUCUGAGAUUCAGUUGCCCACCCCAAAUCAGCAAGCUGCCGAAGGAUUGUAGGAACCCAUGGAAUCGCCAUGACCACGGAUGCAGGCAGGGAGCCACGGCAAUGCUGGAAUGUGGGGCGUCUGAGGAGAUAAGAGCUGUGAGCCCAGCCAGGGAGAGGGAGUGG